Molecule: messenger RNA, 799 nt
Organism: Durusdinium trenchii
Lineage: Eukaryota; Dinophyceae; Suessiales; Symbiodiniaceae
Source: the annotation of a GenBank genome assembly
GGAACCUUGAGCAAGCACUGCAAUCCUGCAGUCACUGGCCAUCACUGCACUUGAAGCAAGCCAGUGGCAGCCAGUUCUUUCUAUAUUUUUAUUGAUCAACGCCAUGGCUUUUUGCUCCGCAAGGGCCUCUUGCUGCCUGGGCUGAUUGGUCCGCGAAUGGUGGCGCUGGUCCGCUCACAGGUGGCUAGACUGUUACCAUGGCUGCCCAGACGUUGCUUCGGUGAGCUGAGCAUCUUCGAGCGGAUGAGGUCUUCAGGAAAGAGAGUGGGCCCCGUGAAGCACCGGAGCCUCUCUGACAUGGAGAAAGAGGACCUUUAUCCAGGGCGAGGGAACAAGCGCUGCGAACGAGGACACCUUGCUGGCCCACAUUUGCAGCCAUGGUAUUUGACUUCACACUUGAGGGGCGUGAACACGGAUGCUUUGCCGAUGGCCAAGUUUGAGCGUGAGCAAGCAGACGCCGCCUCCAAAGCGCCGGAGCACAAGGUGAAGACCACGGGCCGAUUUCGAGAGAUGGCCGAUGCGGAGCAGAAGAUGGAACUGCCCAAGAAGCCACGCCGCGUGAAGAGUGUGAAGCGCGCGGUGGUCAUUCCAGCACCUGGACGACAACGACCACAGGUGGUGCUGCAAAAGGAGCCGCGUGAGAACCUCUUAAGGCAUUUCAAGACGCCCACCAGUGAAUGAGAAGAACCUGCCUUGGAACCUGACUUCGGAGAGGAAACUUUGCUGGACCUAGCUGGUACAUGUGCAGCGUUGAGAAAAAAGGAGCGGAAGCGGCGGACGUCCGGUUCGUGCAGCAAGG